Molecule: messenger RNA, 1132 nt
Organism: Calidris pugnax (ruff)
Lineage: Eukaryota; Metazoa; Chordata; Aves; Charadriiformes; Scolopacidae
Gene: ZFAND1
Product: zinc finger, AN1-type domain 1
Exons: 8
Coding region: 251-1078 (275 amino acids)
Biological process (GO): cytoplasmic stress granule disassembly
Cellular component (GO): cytoplasm; cytoplasmic stress granule
Molecular function (GO): zinc ion binding
Source: RefSeq, a predicted model, not a curated record
CCCCUACUGCCCUGCUUUGUCGACUGUUGUUACCCUGUUUUAUCAUUCUUCCCUCUUGCUUGUCUUCAUUCGCCUGAGGAAUGGUGUUACUGAAAAAUGUAACCUUUCAGAAAGAGGCAGCAAAGCAGCUUGUACUGAAAGCCCUCGGUUCUUACAGAUGAAGUGACCGACAUCUUUGUGACCUGAGCUGUGUAGUCCGGUUGCGUGGUGGUCCAUUGAGACCAAAUCUGAAGGGUGGAGAAAUGGAAUAAUGGCCUGGAGGUGGGCAUUUGCCGCCGUUGGUGAUGUGGCUGAGUUCAGCAGAAAGUCAAGUGAUUUUAUCUAUUUUCUCCCCUUUGUAUGUGAUGGCUGUUCAGGUGUCUUUUGCCUACAGCACAGGAGCCGGGAUGCUCAUGGGUGUUCUGAGGUGAAUAUAAGGAACAACUCUGUGAAACCAGAUCAGCACAGAUCUUACCCAUGCUCAUACAAGGACUGCAACGGAAAGGAGCUUUUGCCAGUUUUAUGUCCCUACUGUGAAAAACAUUUUUGUCUAAGGCACCGGCAUCAGUCAGACCAUGAAUGUGAGAAACUGGACACCCCAAAACCCCGCAUGGCUGCCACCCAGCAGCUAGUUAAACACAUUAUAGAUUCUAAAAAGAACGAGGAAGCAAAAAGCAAAAAACGUAAAGGAGCGAAAAACAGUGAAACAGCAGCAAAAGUGGCUUUAAUGAAACUGAAGAUGCAUGCGUGUGGGGACAAGUCCUUGCCUCAGACAGAAAGAAUUUAUUUUCAAGUAUUUUUACCAAAGGGGAACAAAGAGAAGAGCAAGCCCAUGUUCUUUUGCAGUAAGUGGAGUAUUGGCAAAGUAGUUGAUUUUGCAGCUUCCUUAGCAAGCCUUAAAAAUGACAACAACAAAUCAACAUCCCAGAAAUUGAGAUUAUGCCAUAGUGCCUCUGGAGAAGCCUUGCCAUUUGAGCACACAUUGGAAACGUGGUUAUCUGAUAAAGACUGCCCAUUGUACAAUGGUGGAAAUAUCAUUUUGGAGUAUCUUGAUAAUGAUGUUCUAUUUAUAGAAGAUACAGAGUCGUACCUUAGUUAAUAAAUUACAACCAAAAUAAAAAUCAAAGAUUUUUAAAAGUAUGGUAUAUUCAAA